Messenger RNA from Penicillium nucicola, 1284 nucleotides. RefSeq names its product NAD(P)/FAD-dependent oxidoreductase. The transcript has a single exon. The coding region runs from base 1 to 1284 and encodes 427 amino acids. The record is from RefSeq and is a predicted model, not a curated record. Gene Ontology annotation, biological process: retrograde transport, endosome to Golgi. NCBI's taxonomy places the organism in Eukaryota, Fungi, Ascomycota, Eurotiomycetes, Eurotiales, Aspergillaceae. Gene Ontology annotation, molecular function: oxidoreductase activity. Gene Ontology annotation, cellular component: cytoplasm; late endosome.
AUGUCGGCCACAGAAGAUCGCCGUGAGAUCGUCAUUGUCGGUAAGGACAUCCUCUUUGCGACUGUACCCCGCGCCAGUUGCAUUUUGCUGACCGGAAUAUUUACAGGCGGUGGCAUCAUUGGAUGCUGCUCUGCGUACUAUCUCACAAGACACCCCUCCUUUGACCCAGCCCGUCAUAAAGUCACACUCAUCGAGGCCUCGGAGAUUGCUGGCGGAGCAUCAGGGAAAGCGGGUGGUAUGCUCGCGCAAUGGGCAUACCCGAGCAACAUUGUGCCCCUCAGCUACAGGCUCCAUGCCGAGCUUGCAAAAGAACAUGAUGGUGUGAAGCGAUGGGGCUACCGAGAAGUCAACUGUGGACAACUGGUCGUAAAAGGCCGUGCUCUCACCGAGAAGAAAGCCGAGGACCAGAGCUCGGAGUCCCUCCAGAAACGCAGCACAGCCGCCAUGGCCAAGUUAAAGUCUUCCAAAAUCCCUCAGGAUCUCGACUGGAUUGAGCCAGAGCUUAUGCGGGCUUACGAGAGCAUGAGCGGGCCUGGUGAAACGGCCCAAGUGCAUCCCUAUCAGUUUACUACUUCCAUUGCCAAUCUAGCCGAGGAGAAGGGUGCAAACAUUAUUCUUGGACAAGUUACAGAUAUCAAUCGCUCGAAGAGCUCUGUUGAAUCAGUGACCUAUACCGACAAGAAAUCAGGAGAAUCACAGACCAUUGCAGCUACCGACGUGCUCGUUGCUGCUGGUCCCUGGACUAACACCAUUCUCCCAGAGGUCCCAAUCUCCGCCAUGCGGGCACACAGCGUGGUGAUUGAGCCAAAGGAUCCAGUCAGUGCUUACUGCCUGUUUACAAACAUCGAGAUCCCCGCCAAUUUCAACCCGGAGAAGAAGUCACGUCCUACUGUGGCAGCACCAGAGAUCUACGCACGCCCUGACAGGACGGUGUAUGCGUGCGGUGAUGGAGACAGAACAGUUCCUUUACCAAAUCUUUCCUCCGAAGUCCAGGUUGAUCAGGAACGCUGCCAGGAAAUCAUCGACCAGGUCGGCAGUAUUUCUAACGAUUUGCGCGACGGUGAGGUUCGCACGCGUCAGGCUUGCUAUCUUCCCAACUGUGAUUCUGGUGGUGGACCUCUAGUCGGCCUGACUGGGGUUCAGGGUCUCUACCUUGCCGCGGGUCAUACCUGCUGGGGUAUUCAAAAUGCCCCGGGGACAGGCAAGUUAAUGAGCGAAUUUGUGUUUGAUGGAAAGGCAAUGAGUGCAAAUAUCGCAUCGUUGGAUCCACGCGAUCAUUUUUAG